Messenger RNA from Miscanthus lutarioriparius, 1941 nucleotides. Lineage: Eukaryota; Viridiplantae; Streptophyta; Magnoliopsida; Poales; Poaceae. The record is from the annotation of a GenBank genome assembly.
AUGGGGGCGGAACAGGGCUACGACGAUAUGGAGGUGACCAGCGACUCUGAGGCGUUCAACUAUGUCGGGGGGGUGCUGCAGUCCGUGCGGAAGGAGGGCAUGAUCUUCAGAAUUUCUAAUCAUCCCCUGGAUAACCACACUAAAGCAGAACCAAGUGAGGAUUUGAGAGUAGGAUCCAUUUUAAUUGACCUAAGGGACAAAGAUCGAUAUGAUUUCCUGCUAGGCCUUGUAGACCCUACCAAGAAACGUAGUAGUGAUGAGGAGGCUAUGUUUGUUACUACUUUGAAGGCACUAUCAGAAGGAGUAUCCAAGAUAGACACCAUGUAUCAUCACGCACUUCUACACAAUAUAUUUACCAUGUGCAUCUGGUACUUAAACAGCUACACAAGGGCUGCGCUUUUGGAUUUAAUAACCAGAUUGGCUGCUGUGGCAGACCAGUACCUCAGCGAAUGUUUGCAGAUGCUUGUGAAUAAUUUCACUCCACCUGGACCACUUAUUCGUUACAUUGAGGAGCCAAGGUGGCUUGCAAAGAAGGAAGAAAUCUACUCUCAGUUGCAAGCGAGUUUGAAAAAGAUUUCUGACACUGUGCCCUUAGCACCAAGGAUGUUAAAGGAUAUAAUAGAUAGGAGUAUGCCAAAGUUGUUUGAUAACAAAGCUAAGAUGGUAUCAUUUGUCGAGUGCAUGUUGGGUCUUGAUGCUGACGUUUGGGACAUCAUUGGACCAUCAUUGUUGGAGAAAGUUGUUUAUCUACUUACGGAAUUGGAUGUUAAUAUAACAUGGGAAGAUAUUCUUCAAGAUGAACACAACAAAGGUAUAUUUGACAUGGAGCUUGAGGAUUUGGAUGAGGAUGAAGAUAACCUUGGUCAAGAAGGAACAAAGGUCUUUUUUGGAGGAAAUGUGUGUGCCGAGAAACUUGAUGGUUUAAUGGUGGUUGUGUGCGAGCACCUCAAGUCACGCGCAGAAGAACCUGAUCGCCUAAUUAAGGAAUUUAACACUUUGAAGGCUAUAUUUAAAUCACAUGUGCUAAGGGUGCACAAAUCCAAAUUUGCACAGUUUAUCAUGUUUUAUGCUUGUUCCCUGUAUCCAGAGAUCUGCGGUGAUGGGUUUGCUGUUUUUCUUGCCGAUAUUUUUAUUGACAAGGACAAAAAGGAGGAUGCAAUAACUAGAAUGUCUGCAGUUUCAUAUGUUGGAAGCUAUCUGUCCCGGGCAAGGUUCAUUUCCGUAAAUAAAGUUGUUGCUGUACUCAAAAGGUUAGUGGAGUGGUGUGGGGACUAUUGUGGCUGUCAGCUGGACAAAGGGGUGACAGCCAAUCCUAUAAAACAUCAACUAUUUUAUGCUAGCUGCCAGGCUGUGAUGUAUGUCCUAUGCUUUCGGUUAAGAUCUAUUAUGGAGUACCCAAAUCUUAAACUACAACUUUUUCAAAUGCGAAUCCAGAAUAUCUUGGCCCACCCAUUGGAGCCAUUAAAGGUGUGCUUGCCUUCAAUAGUGAUUGAGUUCUUGAGACAGGCUAGGGCUGCAAGUCUGUUCCAUGCAUCUGUGAAUUCAACACAUGAAGAUGCGGUUGAAUCUGAUCUAUCGAAGGCAUUUGGAGGACUUAAUAGGCUUGACAUGUUCUUCCCAUUUGACCCAUAUCUGCUUAAAGAGUCUGACAGAUAUAUACGCCCAAAUUUUGAGUUCUGGUCCUUGGUCAAGACGACAUACAGUAACAACAACAGCGACGAGGACGACGACGAGCUUGCCGACAUUGACGCACCCGGAAUGAAUGUGGGCAGCUUGGAUGAUCACUUUGAAAUAGAUUUUAACGAUGACGAUGACAUUGAGUAUUCGAUGAAUAAGAUGUCCAUAACACCGCUCCGCACUUUCUACCAUCCACUGGCUACAAACAGUGAGUUCAGCAGCAUGCCUGCGAGGAUCAGACCUUCAGUGAGCCCUCCAUCAUAG